This is a messenger RNA of Papaver somniferum (opium poppy), 1351 nucleotides long. Its product is annotated as codeine O-demethylase-like. The record is from RefSeq and is a predicted model, not a curated record. Bases 75 to 1184 code for a protein of 369 amino acids. The transcript is spliced from 4 exons. Lineage: Eukaryota; Viridiplantae; Streptophyta; Magnoliopsida; Ranunculales; Papaveraceae.
ACCAUAAGAGAGGACGACUGAGUUCAUAUUCUGAAACAUCAAUCUGAUUAGGAGGAAGCCACAUUAAAAAUUUCAUGGAGGCACCAAAACUGGUAAACUUUGGUAGUUCUUUGUUUGUACCUAGCGUUCACGAAUUGGUGAAACAAUCGCCUGGGGAAGUCCCAGCACGAUACAUACGAGAUGAUCUGGAGCCGUUGACUGACCUCUCUGGUGUGUCUAUGCUUGAUCAAACCAUACCUGUCAUUGAUUUGAAGAAUUUACUUUCUCCAGAACCCAUCAUUGGGGACUCAGAAUUGGAAAAGCUUCACUCUGCUUGCAAAGAAUGGGGUUUCUUUCAGGUGGUAAACCAUGGAGUUGACUUUCUAUUGGUGGAGAAAGUGAAAUCGGAAAUUGAAGGUUUCUUCAACCUCCCUAUGGAUGAGAAAAAGAAAUUUUGGCAGGUAGAAGGAGAUUUGGAAGGAUUUGGGCAAGCUUUUGUUCAUUCAGAAGGCCAAAAGCUUGAUUGGGCAGAUAUGUUUUUCGUGUUCACUCUUCCCCAUUAUAUGAGGAAGCCUCGGCUAUUUCCUGAACUCCUCCUACCUCUCAGGGAGACAAUGGAGUCCUACUCAUUGGAGAUGAAUGAACUAGGCAAGGGCCUCGUUAAGUCGAUGGAGAAGGCUUUACAAAUGGAAACAAACAUCAUGGCUGAAUUGUUUGAAGGCGGGGGACAAGCAAUGAGGCUGACUUACUAUCCUCCUUGCUCUCAACCCGAGAACGUUAUUGGCUUAACACCACAUUCAGAUGCUGCUGGUUUGACGAUCCUCCUUCAACUCAACGAAGUGAACGGGUUACAGAUUAAAAAAGAAAAUUCAUGGGUUCCCAUUAAACCUCUACCCGAUGCCUUUGUAGUGAACAUUGGAGAUACUUUGGAGAUAAUGAGUAAUGGGAUUUACCGUAGUGUGGAACACCGAGCAACAAUAAACUUAACAAAGGAGAGGCUCUCUGUUGCAACAUUUCAGAGCCCUAAACUAGACGCGGAUAUAGGUCCCAUACUUAACAAGAUAACACCAGAGAAACCUGCCUUGUUCCGAACAAUUGGACAUCUGGAUUAUUUGAAGAAAUACGUUUCCGCUAAACUUGAGGGAAAAUCAUUACUCGAAUCCAUGAGGAUAGGAGAAUGUGAUAAAGACAAUAGGGAUACAUAAUUGCUGUCAUGCACAGAUGUAUAUUGAAUGAAAUAAGAUACUUGGCUGAAGUUAAAGGAUCGUAUCAAGCUUUCUAUACUAAGAAAAAAAUUUGAAAAUGAACAGGUGCCUUUCCUGCGUGUAUGAAAAUAACUUUUAUCUACAAAAAUUUGGUAUUUUAUUGAACA